AUCUCAAACUCUCACUCGUUUCUAUCACUUUCUCCCCCUUUUUCCUUAUAAACCCAAGACAACAAAACACAAAAAUUCCAUUCUUUUCUUUUCUAAACAACGCUUUUUAACAAACAAAACCAUCAAAAACAUGUUGUUGUUUACACUUCUACUUCACUCCAAUCACAAACACUUUUCAUAACACAAGCACAACAAUGAUCAUCUUCACCAAAAACAACUAUGUGUUUUUCAUUCCCAUUUUCUUUCUUGUUUUUUCUUCUUCUUUCUUCACAUCAGCUUAUGCAACAUCACCACCUGCAAAAAUUGUGAGCAGCAUUGCAUCAAAUGUGGCAUCUGCACUAUUCAAAUGGCUCUGGUCUUUAAAACCCGCAGCCAAAAUUGGCAUGGGUGUUCCGAGUCGUUCCAUGGUGAAAUAUGAAGGUGGGUAUAGUGUAGAGACAGUGUUUGAUGGGAGUAAACUUGGGAUUGAGCCAUAUUCAGUGGAGGUAACUUCAUCUGGGGAGAUUCUUGUUUUAGAUUCACAAAAUAGUAAUGUUUACAAAGUCUCAACACCCUUAUCAACAUAUAGCCGGCCAAAGCUACUAGCUGGUUCACCUGAAGGCUAUUUUGGGCACGUAGAUGGGAGGCCAAGAGAAUCCAGGAUGAACCACCCGAAAGGACUGACAGUGGAUGACAGAGGAAAUGUGUAUGUGGCUGAUACCAUGAAUUUGGCUAUUAGGAAGAUCAGUGAUGCAGGAGUUGUAACCAUAGCUGGAGGAAACGGGGCAAGAGGGACUGGUCACAUUGAUGGUCCAAGUGACAAUGCAAAAUUUUCAGAUGACUUUGAUAUAAUAUACGUUGCUAGUAGCUGCUCUCUUUUAGUUAUCGAUAGAGGUAACCAGGCAAUUCGAGAAAUCCAACUUCAUGAGGAUGAUUGUUCUUCUUAUCAGUAUGACGGCGAACACCAUUUAGGGAUAGCAGUUCUUGGUGCUGCUGUGUUCUUCGGUUUCAUGCUAGCCUUAUUGCAACGUAGAGUUUCUGCAAUGUUUUCAUCGCAAAGUGAUCCAAGACCUACAAUGCACACAAUUCCACCACCUGUACAUCGAAGGGUUCUGAAAUCAGUUAGACCGCCCCUAAUUCCUCCAGAGGACGAGAACGAAAAAGAAGAAGAGGGCUUAUUUGGUUCACUUGGGAAACUUUUUAUCAAAACCGGAACAACUGCAUUUGAACUCUUAGGUGGUUUAUUCGGUUCCAAAGCGAAACCACUCCAUCCUCAACUUCAAAUGAAUUACCAGCAACCCACUUCAUAUCCCAACACCUGGCCCAUGCAAGAAAGCUUUGUAAUUCCACAUCAAGAUGUACCCCCGCCACUAGAUACCCGAAAACCAUUCCCGUUUAUGACCAAGAACACAGAACCUGCAGAAAGACCACGCCCUUCUAAGCAGACUCGAUAUCUCUAUGGGGGACAAAACAGUGAAUACUACAAUCAGCAACAACAAAUGCAACAAUUUCAACAACUGCAUCAACAACAACAUCUUCGGCAACAACAUCAUCAGAAACACCAUUCAUCAGGUCCUCAGACUUACUAUGAGGAAAAGAGCGAGACAACCAAAGAGGUGGUUUUUGGGGCUGUUCAAGAACAAGACAGAGAGCAUGGAGCUGUGGUGAUUAAGGCUGUUGAUUAUAGUAAUCACCCGAAUUAUGGUGGCCAGAAUGUUCGAUCCAGGUAUAAUUACAUGGGUUAUGCAUAUGGUUCGUAUUCAUGAUGGUUUUAUUUGUGUUUCAAUAUUAGUAUGAACAUGUAUGAAUAUGAUGAUAGAUAUCUUGUAGCAUAGAAAUUUAAAUGUUAUUCCAGUAGCUGUACUAGUUUUGGGUUUGUAUUUAGGAGGAAUUAACAGUUUUCCCCUCACAAAUCAAGAAUUGUUGUAUUUAAAUGUCUGCUAAUGAUUUUCAACUUACAACUAAA
Erigeron canadensis is the source of this 1945-nucleotide messenger RNA. RefSeq lists its product as uncharacterized. Bases 195 to 1745 code for a protein of 516 amino acids. The transcript has 7 exons. Lineage: Eukaryota; Viridiplantae; Streptophyta; Magnoliopsida; Asterales; Asteraceae. The record is from RefSeq and is a predicted model, not a curated record.